Messenger RNA from Trypanosoma cruzi, 255 nucleotides. RefSeq names its product trans-sialidase, putative. The annotation marks the transcript as partial. The record is from RefSeq and is a predicted model, not a curated record. The transcript has a single exon. Lineage: Eukaryota; Euglenozoa; Kinetoplastea; Trypanosomatida; Trypanosomatidae.
AUGAGGAGGGAAGGAAGAGAGAGUGAGCCGCAGAGGCCCAACAUGUCCCGGCGUGUGUUUGCUUCCGCGGUGCUGCUCCUCUUUUUUGUGACGGUUAGCUGCGACUGUGGAGGUGCACACGCUGUGGAGAGUAAGUCUGGGGUUGUGCAACUGGCGCAGGAGAUUGACGUUUUUGUGCCGAAUAAGACGCAGGUGGUGUCAAGAGAUGGGAAUGGUUUAUUUGAAGUGAAGAAAGCAUUUGUCUCACCCUCUCUG